Messenger RNA from Jaminaea rosea, 432 nucleotides. RefSeq names its product putative 40S ribosomal protein S23. The coding region runs from base 1 to 432 and encodes 143 amino acids. The record is from RefSeq and is a predicted model, not a curated record. Gene Ontology annotation, molecular function: structural constituent of ribosome. Gene Ontology annotation, biological process: translation. The transcript is spliced from 4 exons. Gene Ontology annotation, cellular component: cytosolic small ribosomal subunit; ribosome. NCBI's taxonomy places the organism in Eukaryota, Fungi, Basidiomycota, Exobasidiomycetes, Microstromatales.
AUGGGAAAGCCUCGUGGACUCAACACGGCACGCAAGCUCCGCUCCAUCCGUCGCGACAACCGAUGGGCCGACGCUCACUACAACAAGCGUGAGCUCGGUAAUUUCUACAAGUCCUCCCCUACCGGUGGUUCCUCGCAGGCCAAGGGCAUCGUCCUCGAGAAGAUUGGCGUUGAGGCUAAGCAGCCCAACUCUGCCAUUCGUAAGGCCGUUCGUGUCCAGCUGAUCAAGAAUGGUAAGAAGGUAGCAGCCUUCGUCCCCAUGGACGGUUGUCUCAACUCGGUCGAUGAGAACGAUGAGGUUCUCAUUUCUGGCUUCGGACGAAAGGGUAAGGCCAAGGGUGAUAUUCCCGGUGUUCGCUUCAAGGUCGUCAAGGUCUCGGGCGUUGGUCUCAUUGCCCUGUUCCGUGGUAUCAAGGAGAAGCCCCGUUCGUAG